This is a messenger RNA of Glycine soja, 1230 nucleotides long. Its product is annotated as photosystem I assembly factor PSA3, chloroplastic-like. The record is from RefSeq and is a predicted model, not a curated record. Gene Ontology annotation, biological process: photosystem I assembly. The transcript is spliced from 3 exons. Bases 81 to 947 code for a protein of 288 amino acids. Lineage: Eukaryota; Viridiplantae; Streptophyta; Magnoliopsida; Fabales; Fabaceae.
GAAGAAGCAAGCAGCAAGUGGAUAACAUAUAUAAAGGAGAGGCCAAGAACCACAAACUCAACCACCUUCACUCGCAAAACAUGGUGGUUUUAAAGUCCACUUCACCACUCUCAUCUCUCACUUCCCACUUCUUUAACCUUUCUUCCUCCUCCUCCUCCUCCUCCAAAUUCACCUCCCCACACUCUCUCCGCCGCCGCCACUUCCACCAUGUCCACUCCACUUCAAGAGUUGCGCAAUUCACUAUCAGAGCCUACAUGGAGAACCCCAACACAUUAGGCAGUUUCGCCAACAGGGUCAUUGGUGCACUCCCCGUGGUGGGACUCAUUGCCAGGAUCCUGAGUGAUGAAGGUGGCGUUGGAGAUGACCUCGUGGAUUUUGCUGAGUUCAGAAGGCGCGUUGGAAAGAAGUGCUCCGAAACUGAUUCCACUGCCUUUUAUGAGUUCCAAGACCGACGAGGAAAGGCAGGGGAUCCUCUCUAUGUUCUGUUAUGCUGUUGGCUAGCAGCCAUUGGUGCAGGUCUUCUCAAAACCGAGGAUAUUCUGGAAGGGGUGGCUCGGCUCCGGAUCUCCAAUGACAUUGAAUUUGAGGAGCAGAGUUUCAUGGCUUCGAUGAAUGAGUCAAAGGAGAGACGGGCAAGGCAAAACGCUGAUCCUCCUGCUGUCCCAAUGGAGAUUCGAGCUGGGAAGGCUCUUGAUGCUAUCUAUGUGUGUUGCUUUGGAAAGGACUCCAUAGAGGAAGAAGACAAGAGACUGUUGACUGCAAUGCUUGGCGCUGUUUUCGCAUCAGUUCAACGCGAAGAGAUCCGGCGCCUUGUCAAAGACAAGGCAGAGAAAGUAGCAGCAGGAGUUGAUGAUGAAUAUGUUUCAGAACUCAAGCCUCUAUCAAAAGAAGCUGUGGAACUACAAAUGAAAGACCUUCAGUUCCUUCAACAAAAUAGUGAGACUUAACUAGGUGAAGCCUGUGAUUUCCACUACACAGUGAUGCAUUGAAUGAAAUUAUAUUUUGUGAACUAAGCCGAUUUAGCCUUUGGGGGCUACUCAAAGAAAAAAGACAGUCAUCAUAGAUCACACUAUUAUUUUUCAGAUACAUGUUGAAAUGUGGGGUCAUGACUUUUCUGAAAAUGCAGAAAUUUCAUGUAACUUAUGUUAGCAUUAUAAAUGGACAAGUAAAGCAUGUCUCCAAUGCCAUUUUAUUAUUUAAACUCUUGAAGUGAUCUAGUUCUUUCCUUCA